Molecule: messenger RNA, 4387 nt
Organism: Pseudoliparis swirei
Lineage: Eukaryota; Metazoa; Chordata; Actinopteri; Perciformes; Liparidae
Gene: prdm11
Product: PR domain containing 11
Exons: 7
Coding region: 580-3780 (1066 amino acids)
Molecular function (GO): protein binding
Source: RefSeq, a predicted model, not a curated record
UGAGGGUCUACGGUGGAAACUUUACAGCCGAGCCGGAGGCCGGGUUCUGGGCUCGGGACCCGGGACCUGAGUCCAGCCUCGCACCGGGACCUGGUCCCCGCUCCAAGUUGUGACGGUUCCACCAACAUGUGACGGUUCCACCAACGUGUGACGGUUCCACCAACGUGACGGUUCUAUCAACAUGUGACGGUUCCACCAACGUGUGACGGUUCCACCAACGUGACGGUUCUAUCAACAUGUGACGGUUCCACCAACGUGUGACGGUUCCACCAACGUGACGGUUCUAUCAACAUGUGACGGUUCCACCAACGUGUGACGGUUCCACCAACGUGACGGUUCUAUCAACAUGUGACGGUUCCACCAACAUGUGAUGGUUCCACCAACGUGACGGUUCCACCAACAUGUGACGGUUCCACCAACGUGUGACGGUUCCACCAACGUGUGACGGUUCCACCAACGUGUGACGGUUCCACCAACAUGUGAUGGUUCCACCAACGUGACGGUUCCACCAACGUGUGACGGUUCCACCAAUGUGUGACGGUUCCACCAACGUGACGGUUCUAUCAACAUGGUUCCACCAUGAGCGAGCCGUCGUUGGACCUCUGGUUCUGUGAGGAGUGCCAGGACUACUUCCAGAAGGAGUGUCCGUCCCACGGACCCCCGCUGUUCGUCCCCGAUACGCCUGCGGCCCCGGGGUCGGCCAACAGGGCGGCGCUCACCGUCCCGUCGGGCCUGGAGGUCUUCACCGAGGGGGACCGCGUCGAUGUUCGCUGCCUGGAUCCAAACAUCCCCAAGGGGGCGGUCUUCGGUCCAUACGAGGGAGAGCUGGUGUCCAAGGACAAAUCCUCUGGCUUCUUUUCCUGGAUAGUGGUUGGUUUUAACAACGCGUAUCAGUCCAUCGACGGCAGUGAUGAGACCAAAGCCAACUGGAUGAGGUUCGUCCGGACCUCAUCGGAGGAGAGUGACAGGAACCUGACGGCUUUUCAACGCGGUAGAAACAUCUUCUUCAGAGUGAGCCGGGCGCUGGAGGCCGGAGAGAAGCUCAGGGUUUGGUACAGCGACGACUACAUCCAGCGCCUCCACCACGUCUCUCAGGACCGCAUAGACCGCAACCUGGACUCAGAUACCAGGAAGCUGACGCUCUUCAAGGAGGACUUUAUAUCUCCCUGCCUGCAGUCUGAUCUGAAGGGCAAAGCCACCGCUGGCAAACAAUCCAGCGAAGAGUCGGACGGCCAACCUGCUGCCAAGAGGAAGAAGAUCGACCUCAUCUUCAAAGACGUCUUGGAGGCUUCGCUAGAGGACUCCGGCAAGUCCAGGUCGCAGUCUUCCCUCCACGGCGAGUGCAAAGCAGCGGCGCUCGGGUUGAACUCGUCCGACUUUAACGUACCAAACCUGAAGGUGGAGGAGAAAGAGGAGGGCCAGAGCGGCGGGAAACCCUCCACCUCCUUCUGCCCCAACUGUAUCAAUCUGAAGAGGAGGAUCCAGGAGCUGGAGGCGGAGCUGUCCCGUUUCAGAGGAGAAAAGGGGGGCGCUGCCGGUCCACCAAUGUCUGGACGGACCCUGACCCAAAGAGAUCAGGCCCCGCCCCAUCCUGAGCAAGGCCCCGUUGAGGAUGUUCAAGUGAUGGAGCCCUUGACGCCCACUCCGGUGGUUCUGGAUGAAGACGACCCCGACGUGGAUUCGGCCGAUGAGUCCAUUGCUGCCGAUCUUGUGAUUUCUCCAGAAGAAUCGUUGAAGCUUUCCACCGGCGGAGGCCGACGGAUUCGUCGCUUCAAGCAGGAGUGGCUGAAAAAGUUCUGGUUCCUUCGCUACUCGGCGACUCUCAAUGAGAUGUGGUGCCAUGUCUGCCGCCAGUACACCGUCCAGUCAUCCCGAACCUCCGCCUUUAUCAUCGGCUCCAAGCAGUUUAAGAUCCACACCAUCAAGCUCCACAGCCAGAGCAACCUGCACAAGAAGUGUCUGCAGCUCUAUAAGCUGCGCAUGCAUCCGGAAAAGACGGAAGAGAUGUGCAAGAACAUGACGCUGCUGUUCAACGCGGCGUACCACUUGGCCCUGGAGGGCCGGCCCUUCUCUGACCUCCGGCCUCUGGCGGAGCUUCUGAAGCGGUGCGAGCUCAAAGUGGUGGAUCAGUACAUGAAUGACGGGGACUGUCAGAUCCUCCUCCACCACAUCGCCCGGGCUUUGAAAGACGACCUGGCUGAGAAGAUGCGCCUGUCUCCCUUCCUGAGUGUCAUAAUGGACGCCCAAAAUGACGACCUUUUCUCAGACAUGGUCGCCGUCUACGUUCAGUUCACCACCCACGAGGGCUCCCCGAACACAGAGUUCCUGUCCUUGCAGAGACUGAGCGUGGCCAGUGUGGACGGAUAUCUCCAGGCCAUGGAUCGAGCCUUUGGUGUCCUCGGCCUCAGGUUCCAGGACUUGCUGGUGGUCGGUCUGGGGGUAGAUGGCACCAACAUCUCCUCGGGAAUGAGAGCCAGCCUGUACGUAGCUGUCCAAAAUACCUUUCCUUGGAUCCUCUGCCUCCCUAUCAUGAUCCAUCGGCCCCAUCUGGAGGUGCUGGAUGCCAUCAGUGGGAAGGAGCUCUCCUGCCUGGAGGAUCUGGAAAACAACCUCAAGCAGCUCCUAAGUUUCUACCGCUACUCCCCCCGCAUGAUGGCUGAGCUGCGAUCCACUGCUCCGACCCUGUCGGAGGAGACGGAGUUCCUCGGAGACAUUAGGGCCAUUCGAUGGAUCAUAGGAGAACCAAACGUCCUCAACGCGCUCAUCAAAGAUUACCUGGAGGUAGUCGCCCAUCUGAAGGAGAUCAGCAGCCAGACGCAGAGGGCUGACGCGGCAGCCAUCGCUCUCACCCUCCUCCAGUUCCUCAUGGACUAUCAGUCUGUGAAGCUCAUCUACUUCCUACUGGACAUCAUCGCUGUUCUCUCACGAUUAGCCUUCACCUUCCAGGGAGAGUACCUGCUGGUGUCACAGGUGGAAGCCAAGAUCGAGGAGGCCAUUUUGGAGAUCGGUCAGUUGGUGGACUGCCCCGGAGAGUACCUGCAGGAAUUUGAGGAGAAUUUCCGUGAAAGUUUUAACGGCGUUGCUCUGAAGAACCUGCGAGUUGCAGAGUCUAAGUUUCAGUCCAUCAGGGAAAAGAUCUGCAACCGGAGCCAGGGCAUCCUGUCUCAGAGGCUGGACCUGCAGAGCCGCUCGUUUGCCAAAGCCUGCAAGGUCCUGGACCUGUCGACCUGGCCCGAAAACCGGGAGGACCUACAAGCCUACGGGGAGGAGGAAAUCCAGGUGAUAUUCAAACAUCUGGACUCCAUACUCUGUGGGGGUCAGGAGGGCUCCCACGCCAGGACGGAGGCCAGGGGCAGCCUGGUGGUGGAAUGGAAGGAUCUGAAGGCGGACUACUUCACUAUGAACCGGUUCAAAGAGGUCAUGGGUCACAUCUGCAGGUACAAGCAGCGCUUCCCUUUGCUGAACCGGAUCAUGCAGGUGGUCCGGGUCCUGCCCAGCUCCACGGCCUGCUGCGAUAAGGGCCGGGGGUCUCUGCAGAAGAUGUGUCGGAACAAUCGCUCGCGGCUGAGUCUGGAGCAGAUGAACGACCUGCUGACCGUGGCGGUGAACGGACCCCCCAUGGCCAACUUUGACGGUAAGCGAGCGCUGGACAGCUGGUUUGAGGAGAAGUCUGGCAGCGGUUACUCGCGGUCCGCCGAGGUGCUGAACCGGAUGUCGGGUGACCAGAAGUCUGUCCUGCACAGCGUGGACGUCAACACCGAGUUCUACCCGGACGCCUGACAGACGCACACAUGAAAAGAAAAGAAACGAUUAGAGUCUCGGUUUAGGAACCAGGGGACGGACCUCUUGGAUGAUGAGCCACGGGACCCGGGUCCUCUGGCUGCUGCCGACACUCAAAGACACAAAACAACUACAAGACGUGAAACCACCAGAGAUGCAAAGCAACAAAGAUGCAUGAAGUGAUGCAAAAGAGCUUCAGGUAGACACAAAGUGACGAGAAUGAGAUACAACUUCAAAUACACAAAAGCACAACAACUAAAAGAUGCAAAACAACCUCAAAGAAAAGAUCUGAAAAGACACAAACGAACCACAGAGACACACAACCACAGACACACACUACGACGACAAAGACACACAACGACCACAGAGACGCACUACGACCACAGAGACGCACUACGAUCACAGAGACGCACAACCACAGACACACACUAUGACGACAAAGACACACAACGACCACAGAGACGCACUACGACCACAGAGACACACAACGACCACAGAGACGCACAACGACCACAGAGACGCACUACGACCACAGAGACGCACUACGACCACAGAGACGCACUACGACCACAGAGACGCACUACGACCACAGAGACACACAACCACA